AUGUCGUCCAAACCUACAUUUGAGGUGCCGCCAGGGGCGGUGGCCCGUGUGAGCAUCAUCGACUCAACACUGAAACUGGAUGCCCUACCAGUUUCGUACCUCAUGACGCCACCAAUUGAUGGCUUCGAGACGUUCCCUACUAUCCCCUCGUGGUCUUUCCUGGUCGAGAGCCGGACGGGCAAGAAAGCAUUGUUUGACCUCGGUGUGCCUCCCGAUAUCGAGACGUUUGCGCCUGUGGUCACGGAGAGGCUCAAAAGUUUCGGUUGGGAUGUCAAAGCAGAGAAACAUGUUGCCGAUAUUCUCCGAGAGAAUAAGGUCGAUCCUGCUAGCAUCAAUAGUGUGAUCUGGAGCCACUGGCACUGGGAUCACAUUGGGGAUCCUUCCACUUUUCCGGGGACGACCGACCUUGUAGUUGGGCCUGGAUUCAAAGAUGCAUUCUACCCAGGCUACCCUGCAAAGCCGGGUUCUCCUGUCCGUGAAAAGGAUUUCGAAGGUCGAGAGCUUGUUGAGAUCGACUUUGGCACCCGAUCCUUCAAAGUCGGAAAGUUUGACGCCGUUGAUUUCUUUGGCGAUGGUUCUUUCUAUCUUCUCAACACUCCUGGUCAUGCGAUAGGUCAUCUGGCAGGACUAGCUCGGACUUCAGCCAACCCGGACACUUUCAUCUUCAUGGGCGGGGACCUGUGCCAUCACGGAGGUGAGAUUCGCCCAUCUCCGUAUUUGAAUAUCCCAAGCCAGCCGGAAUCCUACCUACCGAGCACUCUUCAUGCCCCAGGGGCAUGCCCGGGGGGUGCCUUGUUUGAGGAGAUGAAUGUGAAAAGGGGCCGGAAAGCAGAUGAACCAUUCUUCGAUCCAGCCAUGGGGUUAGACAUUGGACAGGCGAUCCAGACGAUCAAGGAUGCCCAGUUAGCGGAUGCCCAGAAAGAUGUGUUCUUCAUAUAUGCCCAUGAUGCUACCAUUAGAGGGGUUGUUGACCUAUUCCCACUGCCAGCCAAUGAUUGGAGCAAGAAGGGGUGGCGUGAGAAGACACUCUGGGCUUUUUUGAAUGAUCUAGCUAAUGUUCUUUAA
Messenger RNA from Thyridium curvatum, 1065 nucleotides. RefSeq lists its product as uncharacterized. Bases 1 to 1065 code for a protein of 354 amino acids. NCBI's taxonomy places the organism in Eukaryota, Fungi, Ascomycota, Sordariomycetes, Thyridiales, Thyridiaceae. The transcript has 4 exons. The record is from RefSeq and is a predicted model, not a curated record.